UUAAUUGUGAUUGUGUGAGAAAAUAGUGUUGGACUUUUAUUCUUGUGUUGUUGUAUUCAGUUCAAAUAAUAAGGAAAUUGUAUUCCAAAAUUUGUCUAUUUGUUUCAUGGCAUACUCGCCAAAGCUAAAUCUACGUUAAGUCAAUUAGAAUUUAAAUUCUAUUUUGUUUCUAAGUGCACGAAUCAUCAAAAUGUGUGGUGGUUUCACUUGUUCUAAAAACGCUUUGAUUGCGUUAAAUGUUCUUUAUGUGGUGGUGGCUUCUAUUCUUAUAUCCGUUGCAGUAUACGGACAAGCAUCGUCCCUGGUGACCAAUUUACCCAUAGUGGGUGGGAUUCUUGCUUGUGGAGUGUUCUUAAUAUUAAUAUCUUUGCUAGGCUUAGCUGGAGCGGUCAGACAUCAUCAAGUUAUGCUAUUCUUUUACAUGGUGAUACUGUUUCUUCUAUUUCUUGUUCAAUUUUCUGUAGCAUGUGCCUGCCUUGCUGUAAAUUCUGAUCAGCAAGAGAUGCUAGCUCAACAGGGAUGGAAUAAAGUCGACAUGGAUGUAAAGGAGGAAGUCCAGGAAAGGUUCAAAUGCUGCGGUUUCCAAGACAGAUCGAUUCCUGCAAAUGGUACAGCCGAUUAUCCCUCAUGUGAUAUUGUUGAUAGGGUCUGUUGCCAGAAUAUGGUGAUCACACCUCAUUGUCAAUGUGAUCCAUGCAUGGAGACAUUGAAAGAGAGAAUUGAUAAUGCAUUCAAGCUUUGCGGUGGAAUUGGACUAUUCUUCAGUUUCACAGAGUUAUUUGCUGUUUGGCUCGCCCGACGUUACCGCAACCAGCCUGAUCCUAACUACAAGGAACCGCACGCGAUUUUCCCUAGAAAAAACUAUCUUUACUGAUCCAUUCAAGCCAAUUUUAGGUUGUACCGUAGUGUUCACAUGACUGGUUUAGGAUUAAUAUGUGAUAAUAUAGUUAUUAUCUAAUAGGAAAAAUUAUUCAGACCUCUUUGCAUAAUUGCCUAUACUAAGAUUUUAAUUUGCUUUAUUUUUUUUUAAGUUUUCCACCUCCCUUAGAAAGUUCAUGUCGUGUUUAUGUGUUGUACACAACUGAUAGAUUAAGUAUAGUUUAAGGGAAGUCGUCAGUUCCUAAACAUACAAAAAAAAUACAAUUAUUUCCACACUAACAGCUUGUUUUGGCUUUAUGUAGGUGGUCAUUUUUUUAUUUUUUUUUUAUUUUUUAACAAUAACAUAAAACCUAUUUGAAUCAGAGAUAUAGCAUAAUAAGAAAUUUUAAAAUUGAUUUGGCAGUUUUGAAGAUUAUUCAUUAAAAUCGUACAAAUACGCAUUAACUUUAAAUAUUAUAGUUUGAUGCAAUAAGUGACAGUGCCAAUAAUCUUACCCAGUAAUGAACCUUGACUCUUGAAUAUAUUUUUCUUAUUAUUCAAAUUCAUAAAACUGUCUCGAAGAAAUAAAAUUUAAGGUCAAACGCUGCAUAAAAAUGUACUGUGUUAGUUUACUUUUAGGUUUUAUUAUGUAAUUUUAUUUACUCAUUAUAAAUAAUUUUAAGUAUAAUGAAAUAUUACAAAUCAAGUCAUAAUUUUAUAUGAAAUGUGAUAGCAAAUUAAUGUGAAAGGAUUUCUUUUAAUUGAAAUCGAGGUCGGCCUAUUUUUAUUAAACUUUUUUUUUCUUUUUAAAGCUAAAACUACGGUAGACGAUGUUCACAAACGCAUCUAUACAAUAACAUAAAAUCAAAAUCUAAAAAAUCUAGGAAAUAUUUUAAUGAAUCACCUAAAAAUAUGAAGUCAAAUAUAUUUGAUAGUUUGGGCUACAUACCAAGGCCGACUUAAAAUGUCGGCAUAUUUUUUUUUUUUAGAAAAAUGACUUUUUUUUUUUAAUUUUGCCAAACAUAAUAUUAAUGAAAUUAUUGAUGUUUUAUUUAAAUCAUGAUUAUUGUAAUUAGAGGUGUAGUCAAAAUAACAAAAAUUUCAUGCUAGUUAAGAGUACGUAAUUGCAUGUCCUUAAAAAAACAUUUUUGGCUUACGAAUAUAUGCGUAGGAGCCAUCAUAUCAAAGGCUGGGGCGGUAAAUGAAAAACGUGGACUUUUCUUGUGCUGCAAAUAUAUUCAGCUAGUCAAUAUAUUAGUUCGUUAUAAGUCAAUCUUCCUUAGCUGCCAAUGUUUCUGACUAGAAUCCAUUGCAGUGACACUUGUAAUAAUCAUCUCGUUAACGGGUUUAGGUAUAUUAGCACCAUGGACUAGAUUCCCACGGCGCCUUAAUUUUUACCAUGAUUGGAUUGGUUAAGAGGAUUAUGUGAGACUAAUUCGCAGACUUGUGGUGCCUCUGUUUAUAAAACGCCCUGGGCGAUCGCCCAAUUGCGUCCUAUCCCGCCGGCCCUGUACAUAGUGCCAUCUCUUUCGUUCUCUUUGAAAAAAACAGAGACAACAAUAUGUAUACAAGUGUCACGGCCCUGGAAUUCAAGAGUUGUGUGAAUGAUAAAGAUUUCAAUGAAACAUAAUAAGUUCCACAUUUUGUCAUUUUUUAUAUCUUUGUAUUUUUCAUUUGCACUAUAUUUAUACUUCUUUACAGAAAUAGCUUUAAUUAGUUAAUUUUACCUGUGUAGCGUUUGGUGUGUUUAAGUGAUUUUUUUUACAUUUUUUUUGUAUAAUUUUUUCUGUACAUUUAAUGGUUUUCGAAUAUUUUAUUGCCCUUUUUGCCAGUCAUUUCAAUUAAAGUAGUAUACAUAUUUUUGGAUGGACUAAAUUUUUAUGGAACUGUUUUUUUCAUUUCGAAAGUUUUCAGUAUGUUUAAAAUAAACUCAUGUACAUAUGUAACU
Messenger RNA from Papilio xuthus (Asian swallowtail), 2806 nucleotides. The record is from RefSeq and is a predicted model, not a curated record. Lineage: Eukaryota; Metazoa; Arthropoda; Insecta; Lepidoptera; Papilionidae.